CCUUGACGUUACGCACCGCUCAGCAGUGAGUCUUGCGCGGCGGGUGCUAGACCCUCUUGCAGAAUUCUGCAAGAUUCCACCUGCGUCCCUAGGCGUGGGCCAGUAUCAGCACUCCUUACCUGAAAGGAUGCUACAGGCGGAAGCGCAGCGUGCUUUCGAGGCUUGCAUCGCGGAGGUCGGUGUAGAUUUGAACACGUGCAGCGUUGAGCUACUCCAGUAUGUUCCAGGUAUUGGGCGUCAGCGAGCUGCCGACAUCGUCGCGGCGAGAACGAAACAUUUCAGGAGCAGUAGCAGCGGGAAAAAUGGGACGAACCAGGCAGGGGCAUUCUUUUAUGCUACAAUUAAAACAAAAGAUAGAGACAGGCUUUUAGUCAUAUAUAUAUAUAUAAUAUUUAGACGCAGCGCAAACAAUUCUAAGAAAGUGUUUAAUAAUACCGGAUAAGUGCGGUGGUGCUUUUACAGAGAACGUUCUGGUUCAGUUGUUUUAUUAGCGAGGGAAUGUUCAAAUGAUAAAGCUAAGCAUAAAAGCAUGCUCCAUCACGUUCUGUAGCUGGAAACGCGUACUAUAUUAUAAUCUUCUACUCUAAGCAAUCGAGUCCAAGGUCGAUCUGAUGAAAAAGGUAAAAGGUAUCGGAGUCAAAAUCUUUGAGCAGUGCAGUGGUUUUGUGUACGUAAGCGGUACAACAGCAGAUGUAACUGACCGCACGCCACACAUUCAUCCUGAUCAAGUUCCCGCAGUUCGCUUGUUACAAAAAAUCUUUGGUGGUACAGACCUUCCGCACUUUGACAAAGCGAAACUGCCACAAGUGCUUCAGCAGUUAACCACGCCUUCUGGACAGGAUGGCGAACACGAAAGUCAAGUCUUCCUGAAUCUGCCGAAAUCGUCUGGUCCAGUUGAUGGCGGAUCUUCUGUUUCUUCUGCUUGUGCGUCUAAUCUAGUAGUUGUAGCGGAGAAGGAGACGGGCAAAGGAAAAAAGUCGGCUAGCACAAAGCCCAUGAAGUCAGCCAGUGCUAGGUCGGGGGCUCCAAAGAAGGCUUCUCAAAAGUGUCAAUUUGUUUUCGAUUUGGCCACCCUGGAAGAGCUAUGUCAGCAGCUAAUUCCUCCAGAAAGAGGGGGACGAGCCGGCGUUGAUCCUCGAUGGAACCAGCCUCGACCGGUGCUUCGCGAUCUCAGUUCGAGACAUGGAAAUGCUGCACAAGGGACCACCAAUUUUGGUGCGUCAUGUAGUAGAGGCAGGGGUUAUAAUAACAACUCGUACAACAACAACUCGAGUGGUGCAGCACCCAGUACUACUACUUCUAGUGGCGGAGCAGGAGUUGCUAGUUCUGGCAUGACAACUGGUGCAUCAUCGAUUCGUACGAGGAAUGAUGAAGGCGUCGGGUAUAAUUAUACGAGGAGUACGAGGCCGGAUUACGGUGACAGAAGUAACAAAAAGCGGGGAGAUCCGCAGGAUUUGCAAAGAGGGGACCCUCUUGAAGGAGUUGUGCGCAACGUUACACAAUUUGGCGCAUUCGUAGACGUGGGAGUCGGUAGUGACGGCCUCAUCCACAUCUCCAAGUUUCAGGGACGGUCUCUGCAAGUAAACGAGGUGCUGCAGGUAGAAGUAGAGAACGUCGAAUGGAAAGGAGGCAAGUACAGGAUCAGUCUUUUCCUGCCCUCCCCGUGACCAGAGGAUGGCAUUUGCUUUUCUUUGGCAUCAGAAUACAGAUAUGUGUCUGGCGCGGGGUGUUGCAUGUGUCAGCACGUCGGAUUCUAGAAUCGAUUCGUCAUUAAUCUUUUGUGACAAUUGCCAUUCAUCAGUCACUGGCUCUGCGGUACAUCAGAGAGUCCAGGAAGCUCGAUCCCCACUUUCAUGCGGAGAUCCCCUUGAUGUCAUUUCGAACUACUGGUCAAGAUAUGCCUCGUUUCACAGGCAUGUAAGAAUUUCUUGUUGUUGUUGUUGUAUCCAAUUUGACGACUUGCGAAUGAAGCUUUGUAAUUGUACCGCCUACAUAGGCAAGGAUACAUAGGAAGAUGACGAUGCACUGCAGUGCGUUUUGUAUCUGAAAGAUGCCUUCAGCAUUCUUGACGCCAUCAAACAGAAAGCAAUAUUGAUAAAGG
Messenger RNA from Amoebophrya sp. A25, 2101 nucleotides. NCBI's taxonomy places the organism in Eukaryota, Dinophyceae, Syndiniales, Amoebophryaceae. The record is from the annotation of a GenBank genome assembly.